GUGCUCGCCUCUUUUGUUACAGCUACAGGUCAAGAUCAAGACAAAUUUUGGGCCCGCGGGAGAGCAAUAGAACCUCCUUGGACCGCGUCCGCAUCUGCAAAGAGUAUGAGUCUUGCGCGAGCAUGUCGCUUCUCCACUGCUGUACCGCGGACCCCGUCUACGUUCGCACCUGCUCUUGUUUCAGCGUCAGCAUGGAGAUCGAUUCCGGGUCCCGGUCAUCAACAGGAGCAGGCGCCGCUGCUGGUGCCAUCCUCCUCGUCUUACUACCGUAAAAAGGCACCACAAGAAAUCUCGCGGACGUCUUCAACAUCGUGUAGGAGCUCGAUGGACCCCUGUGUGCCCUCCUCGUCUUCUAUCGCGAUGAUCGCUACCGGGCGCGAUUAUACAUUUACAUCAGGCGGCCCUACUUCGAGGAUCUCCCCUACCAGCACUCCUUACCCAGUUCCCGACGUCCCUCAUUAUCCGCAGCACGGAUCAUUAGAGUUUCUGAUGCCUUUUCUUCCGCCCGCAGCAAUCACGAGAGUUGGUCCUGCUGUUUCCGGCGAGGGCUACCAGCUUUCACCGCAGGAGGUAGUACCUCGCCCUGAAGCCAUGAUAGGGGAUCAGCGUCCUGCUCUAGAGCAGCUGCAGCAACUCCCCAGUUGCAAAGACAAAUAUCUCGACUUACCGCCGCAUAACGAGGAGGAGAUUGCGGACAUCGAAUGCGCGCAGCACUACUACCGGAAAUGGACCGCGCAGCGGGCUGCGCUGAUUGGGUUGACGAAACUUCGAAAAAUCGACUGCGGCCCGAAGAAAAUACAUUGGGCCUGGUGGAGAGAUAAGCAAAUUGCGAAGAAAAAGAAGAAGAAAUGCAUUUGACGAUGUUGACAUAGACAGUCUUUACAUGGUUUUGUUUUCACUUCCUUGUUGCCCCCACAGCCAGGUUUGAAGACUGUUGAAGUCUUUCUUUACAGUGUCCUGUGUCUGGGUUCUUCGAAAUUAACGACUUUAGCAAAGUGCUUGGCAGACCGCGUCGCACAGACAGUCUGUGGUGCUGCGGACGAGACAGAUCGCUAUUGAAUCGCCAGAUCGAGUAGAUCUUCCAGCAUGUUGUCAGGAUCGUCGGACAUGUUUAUAAUGUGAAAUUCGUUAUCUGAAAUAACUCAUUUGACGUAACGGGGUAUUGCGUAAUCUUUGUGAAAGCAUCUUCGUCGGGAAUCGUUGUCGUUGACCAAGCGAAUUCGUCGAACUCGAUAACUUAGCUAGGUCCUCAGCAUAGAGUCCGCACGUGAUGAGUGUUUCCGUUCCUGGUCGGUUGGCUCAAGCCUCCGCACCUAGAAU
Messenger RNA from Amoebophrya sp. A120, 1320 nucleotides. The record is from the annotation of a GenBank genome assembly. NCBI's taxonomy places the organism in Eukaryota, Dinophyceae, Syndiniales, Amoebophryaceae.